AUGAUGUGGAAGAAAGCCUUCCUGGUUUGUGCCCUGCUGGCUUCCGUGCAGGCGGAUCCGCAACCCCAAAUUCUGAGUGGUCUCGUGAACCUCGUCGGAUCGGCCGUAUCUGGAGUCGGCACGUUGCUGAAUGGUCUCGCUUCAGGCUUGGCCGCUGGAACGACGGGAUCGCUUUCAGCCAGUGGUAGCCUCACCGGUGGACUGAACCUCGGCAGUAUUGGUGUCGGUGGUACGGCCACGUUCAACUCGAACCUGCCCAUCUUGAACCUGGUGAACAACGUGGUCGGCUCGACGCUGAACGCGCUUAACACGGCCCUCACGAAUGUUGGAACGGCCGCAGGAAGUCUAGUGACCAACACACUUGCCACCAUCACGAACACGCUGAAUUCAUUGCUGGGAGGUGUCGGUACCAACCUCGGUGCGAUCGGAACUGGCCUGACUGGGGCACCAACCGCUGCCAAUGGUCAAGCUGUCAUCAACGCACUGAACAACGUGGCUACGUCGGUUAAUUCGGCUGUCAACGCCGCAUCAACCGUGUUCGGUAGCGCCAAUGUGGCCACCGCUCUUGGCAAUUUACCCACCACGCUAAACACUGACCUGGCCACCGCUAUUCAGGCGAUCCAGACUGCCGUCGCAAACCCCGGCACGUCGACAACCCUACUUGGAGCGCUCGGCCCGAAUGGUGUAAACGCCAUCGCAACCUUCCUUGGAGAUGCUGCCAACACGCUCUACACGACCGCUAACAUCCCUCUGCAGUUGUCAGCCGCUGCCAGCGUCAACGCAACACUUGCCGCAAAUUCUGCCGUCCCGUACUCCGCGGCCGGUAUCGCAGCCGUAAAUGCCUCCGUUAACAACGCGAUCAACAACGCCAACAACGUGCUGCGUGCGACCGUCGGUUCCUUCAACAACGUGAUCGCGAACGUGCAACCAGCCACCAGUGCCGCGCUAACGCAAGCCGUUUCCGGAAUCAGCACGGCCGUAACCAACAUGAACAACGUGUUUAACCUGCUCGCAGGUAGCACGAAGACCAGCGUUACCGCAGCCGCUCAGUUGGCGGUGAACAAUCUCACCAGUCUGGUGACGUCUCUGCAGUCCAACCUGCAGGUCCUGAACACGAUCACGCUUAACGCGGUUGCCUCGGCUAACGCUUCCAUCGCAGGUAACGCUUCCGCCGUUAUUGGACCGAUCGUGGCCAACCUUGGCAGCACGAACGCAACCAUUGUCGCUUGUUCGCAAACCUAUCUGCCGUUGGCCGUGCGCACGGAUGUCUACUACACGACCGCCCUUGGAUCUUGUGUGGUGCAAGCGACCACCGUCGCUGAUAUUCUGCUCGGUAACACGAUCGCUGUGGUGAACUCUGCUGCAACUCGCAUCCGUACGUCAACCGCCGGUGUUACGCUGUGCAUUUCGGCUCUGUUCCCGUCCACGGUGUGCACCUCGGCUACGGUUCCUAAUGCGCCGGCUUACAUCACCAAUGUGGCGCUGGAUGUUGCCAGCAUUAAGGCUGGUGAGGUAGUGGAUGUUGCUAAUGCUGCUAACCAGGUGGCGACUUGUACGACCAGUACGGCUAAUGCUGCUGCGGCUGAUUUUGCUGCCAUUGCUGCAGCAUACAACCAGUGCAUUGCUUAA
Molecule: messenger RNA, 1629 nt
Organism: Anopheles nili
Lineage: Eukaryota; Metazoa; Arthropoda; Insecta; Diptera; Culicidae
Product: ice-binding protein 1-like
Exons: 2
Coding region: 1-1629 (542 amino acids)
Source: RefSeq, a predicted model, not a curated record